ACGUGAGUACUUUUCGAUAUGGAAAAACAGUAUAAGAAAUGUUUUGUAACUGUCGGUACAACACGCUUUGAUUUACUCGUGAAUACCAUUUUUAAGCCUUCCACAUUGGAGGCUUUGAAACGGAUUGGUUGCAAAGAUAUUAUACUUCAAAUUGGUAAUAGUGAUUUUGAGAUAGGCAAAUACGAGAGGAAUGGAGUUGUGAUAGAUGUUUAUAGGUUGAAAGAUUCAAUCCAAGAAGAUAUACAUAAAGCAGAUCUGAUCAUAAGUCACGCGGGAGCAGGGAGUUGUUUAGAGGCUCUUGAAGCUAAGAAACCGUUAUUAGUGGUUAUAAAUGAGGAUUUAAUGGACAAUCACCAGCUAGAACUAGCAGAGCAACUUCAGAUUGAUGGACACUUGUACUACUGCACUUGUGAUACUUUAGAGAGUACAUUAGAAAUGGUGGAUUUUACUUUGUUGUCACCCUUUCCUGAGCCUGACACAUCAUUAUUUAUGAAAUACCUGGAUGAUGCAUUUAGAGUAAAACAAAAUGUAGAUUAAGGUUAUUUUAAAAAACAUUUGGGCAAACUUUUGUAAAUUUUCAAUAAAUGUACAAUAAUAUUUUAUACUAUCAUAACAGGGAUUUGUUUAUAUUUUGCACAUUAUAUUACUUUUUAUUUGUUAAAGGACUCUUAAUUCAUUUUAAUAUAUUUUUUCUUGCCUAUUUUAUGGGUUAAUUUUUAAUUAAAUUUCUACAUAAUAUCUUUCUU
Molecule: messenger RNA, 746 nt
Organism: Galleria mellonella (greater wax moth)
Lineage: Eukaryota; Metazoa; Arthropoda; Insecta; Lepidoptera; Pyralidae
Gene: Alg13
Product: UDP-N-acetylglucosamine transferase subunit ALG13 homolog
Exons: 1
Coding region: 19-537 (172 amino acids)
Biological process (GO): dolichol-linked oligosaccharide biosynthetic process
Molecular function (GO): hexosyltransferase activity
Source: RefSeq, a predicted model, not a curated record